GCAGUACCAUCAGUAGCAUUAAUAUCAUCUGCAGUACCAUCAGGUAAUGAUGUAAUUUAAUGAAAAACUUAAAGAUUGCAUAUCUUAUUUUGCACAUCACUUUAUUUCUUUAUUUUUUUGUCUAUACAUUAACACCUCAAGCAGUAAUAUCAGCAACAGUAUCAACUGCAGUACCACCAGCAACAAUAUCUGCAGGACCAUCAGCAUCAUAUCAAGAUUUCCUGCAAUAUCGCUCCCAGCACCCAGGUCCAAUAUCUUCAAGAGCUUUUUACCGGUGGAGUCAAUAUGGGGGAGAUGAUCCCUCCUUUAGAUGGAGGAGAGAAGCCCCAUAUGACACCACUGGUAGAAGGAGGGGUGCUGGAAAGCAGUUUAACUCUUUUAAUUUCUACCAGUAGCUUUUUUAAACUACUGGUAGAAUUAUCUUCUUUUUUAUUUAUAAA
This is a messenger RNA of Hydra vulgaris (swiftwater hydra), 440 nucleotides long. Lineage: Eukaryota; Metazoa; Cnidaria; Hydrozoa; Anthoathecata; Hydridae. The record is from RefSeq and is a predicted model, not a curated record.